Messenger RNA from Microtus ochrogaster (prairie vole), 2197 nucleotides. RefSeq names its product aspartyl-tRNA synthetase (gene Dars1). The transcript has 16 exons. The coding region runs from base 157 to 1653 and encodes 498 amino acids. The record is from RefSeq and is a predicted model, not a curated record. Lineage: Eukaryota; Metazoa; Chordata; Mammalia; Rodentia; Cricetidae. Gene Ontology annotation, cellular component: cytoplasm; cytosol; aminoacyl-tRNA synthetase multienzyme complex. Gene Ontology annotation, molecular function: aspartate-tRNA ligase activity; ATP binding; RNA binding. Gene Ontology annotation, biological process: aspartyl-tRNA aminoacylation.
CUCUCGCGAUAUUUCGAAGCCAAGCUCGCACGCGGCUUCUGAGAGCUUCAGGCCGGGGCCGGGAGGGCGAGCCGGUGCGGGAGGGAGACGCCCUUUUUCCUGCCGUCGGAAGCCAGCGAGGGAGGGUGGUACCCACUCCCCCAGUCCAGUGUCCUGAUGCCCAGCGUCAACGCCAGCCGCAAGGGUCAGGAGAAGCCGCGGGAGAUCGUGGACGCGGCGGAAGAUUAUGCCAAAGAGAGAUAUGGGAUAUCCUCUAUGAUACAAUCACAAGAAAAACCAGAUAGAGUUUUGGUUCGAGUUAAAGACUUGACAGUAGAAAAGGCUGAUGAUGUUGUUUGGGUCCGUGCACGAGUUCAUACAAGUAGAGCAAAAGGGAAGCAAUGCUUCUUAGUCCUGAGGCAGCAGCAGUUUAAUGUCCAGGCUCUUGUGGCAGUGGGAGACCACGCGAGCAAGCAGAUGGUUAAAUUUGCUGCCAACAUCAACAAAGAAAGUAUUAUUGAUGUGGAAGGCAUUGUGAGAAAAGUAAAUCAGAAAAUUGGAAGCUGUACACAGCAAGACGUUGAGUUACAUGUCCAGAAGAUUUAUGUGAUCAGUUUGGCCGAACCUCGCCUGCCCUUGCAGCUGGAUGAUGCUGUUCGGCCUGAAGUAGAAGGUGAAGAGGAAGGAAGAGCUACUGUUAACCAGGAUACAAGAUUAGACAACAGAGUCAUUGAUCUUAGGACGUCAACUAGUCAGGCUGUCUUCCGUCUCCAGUCCGGCAUCUGCCAUCUCUUCCGAGAAACAUUAACUAACAAAGGUUUUGUGGAAAUCCAAACUCCUAAAAUUAUUUCAGAUUCAGGAGAUCUAGUGCCUUCUUAUGACGACCUCUGGUACAAGGGCACUACCAAGUACAGUUCUGCAUUUAAGUUCUCAUUUACCCAAGACUUAAAAUACUGUAUUAUUUUUCUUUGGUUGACAGUUUUUAGAGCCGAAGACUCCAAUACCCAUAGACAUCUGACUGAAUUUGUUGGUUUGGAUAUUGAAAUGGCUUUUAAUUAUCAUUACCAUGAAGUUGUAGAAGAAAUUGCUGAUACCUUGGUGCAAAUAUUCAAAGGACUUCAAGAAAGGUUUCAGACUGAAAUUCAAACUGUGAAUAAACAGUUCCCAUGUGAGCCCUUCAAAUUUUUGGAGCCAACUCUAAGACUGGAGUAUUGUGAAGCUUUGGCUAUGCUUAGAGAAGCAGGAGUUGAAAUGGGCGAUGAGGAAGAUCUAAGUACACCAAAUGAAAAGCUGUUGGGUCGUUUGGUAAAGGAAAAGUAUGAUACAGACUUUUAUGUUCUUGAUAAAUAUCCAUUGGCUGUAAGACCUUUCUAUACCAUGCCUGACCCAAGAAAUCCUAAACACUCCAACUCUUAUGACAUGUUCAUGAGAGGAGAAGAAAUACUGUCUGGAGCACAAAGAAUACAUGAUCCUCAGUUGCUAACAGAGAGAGCUUUGCACCAUGGAAUUGAUUUGGAGAAAAUCAAAGCUUACAUUGAUUCCUUCCGAUUUGGAGCCCCUCCUCAUGCUGGUGGAGGCAUUGGGUUGGAAAGAGUGACGAUGCUGUUCUUAGGAUUGCAUAAUGUACGUCAGACAUCGAUGUUCCCUCGUGACCCCAAACGACUCACACCUUAAACCACACUUUUCAUUCUCUCUAGUAAUCUGCUGUUGAUCAGGUUACACCUGAGGUAGUUACGAUAUGCAGUAAAAUAACUGUCUUACUAAAGUGCCACGAUUCUUUUUUAAAUACUUCAGUACAAAUUAAUUUAAGAAAAAAACAUUUUGAACUUCAGAUAUGUUUCAGUAGGACAUGCUUGAACAUUUUAAUAGAAAUUUCUAUGGUGAAAAUUCAUAGUCUAUCACUAUAGGAAAUGUUAAGGAGACUUUUAAGCAGUUUAAGAUUGUAUAAUUUUUUUUCUUUUCUAUAUUAUGGUAGCCACAAUACUAAUAUCCUAAAUUUUCAGUAUUUGGACUUUUAAAUGAUGACAUUGAGAAAAAGAAAUUGAAGAAAUAACCAAGAUUUUAACAUAUAUAAGAUAGAUAUGUCACAGAAAAUUAGAGUAUGAGUUUAAAGUUAUCUGCAACAAUCAUGUGAGGCAAGUGAGAACACUGGCUAGAAACAGUAACACCAAAACACUUCAGUUCUGAUGUUGGAAUUCAAUAAAACCUUAAAGCUAAU